AUGCCACACCGAAGUACAGUAUUGUCGGCUCCAUUGGCGGAGUGGCAGCACCAGCUGCUGACAUGGCAUGCGGGGCAGGCAGGCGGCGGGAGGGACGCACUGAGGGAGCAGAGGGCGGGGAGCGAGGAGGAAUGGCCUGGGGAGGAGGGGAGUGGCAGCGAUGCAAGUGGUGGAGAUGGCAGCCGUAGUAUGGGGGAGGUGGUGGGGCAAGCAGGUGCAGUGGGGGGGAACGGGAGGGAAGGCAAGGAGGAGGAGAGCGGGCGUGAAAGGGCGGGGACGCAUGAAAGGAGGUCAACGGGUGCUGGUGGAGGGGGGGCAGAAGGGGGAGCGUUGCACGUGGGGAGGGGCGGAGGUGCUUUCCACGGCAGACAGGCGGACUCUCACGCAGGAUGGGGUGGGGGCGACUCACAUUUAGGGUGGGGUGGGCCCGACUUACUUUCAGGGUCGGGUGGGGCGGACAAGGGUGACUCUCUGCUCGCUGACUUCCUCCCUGUUCUCGACCCGCUUCGCCUGCCAUCUCUCUUCCAAUCAGCUGCUGCCACCUCAGCCUCUUCGGAGACCUCUGCUCCACCGGGCCUGCAUGCCACGUCAGCAGCAGGGCAGGAGGACGUGGUGAGAGCUGGAGGGUUCCAGUUUUCAGCGCGCACAACUGAUGCGGACGCAGGCAGGGCAGGGGGAGGCGCAGAGGAGGGCAGAGCGGGGGAGAGCAGAGCUGGCGAGCAGCAAGGGGCGGGCCGGGGGAGACAGCUGAAGCAACAGCGCAGCGAGCAGGUGGCGCAGGGCGGAGGGCGAGACAAGAGAAGCAAGGCAGCAGAGGGAGGGGGAGGUGGAGGUGGAGGGGGAGGGAGCGAGGCAGCACAGGGGGGCCCGAUCACGGAGGGCGGGAUGAGUCUGACAGAGCUGUCGUCCGCAGUGCUGUCGGGGUCGCUGCUGUCUGAAGCCCCUCUCGGCUCCCCCGUGCUCCUCCGCGUUGCCUUCUCCUCCGGCCCCAAGGCAGGCCUCCACGCCGUGCAGCAGCCACCGCAGCAGCAGCAGCAGCUUCAGAAGGGGGAGGCGGGAGCAGCAUCAGCAGCACCUGGGGGUGUGUCGUCGCCCUUCUUCCGCCUGUCAUCACAGGUGGACCUGUCACAGUCACGCGUGCAGCUGUUCGGUCCCAUGCCGCACUCGCGCCGCCGCACCUUCCCCCUUGCCGUCACCCACGCCACUGAUGCUGCGGGCGGGGAGGUUCUCACUGCCAACUUCACAGUCAAGCUGCCAGGAGCGUACAGUGUGAUGGUGGUGGUGGCGGACACACAGGGCAACCGCCUCAAGUUCAAGGCGCCCAACUUCUUCCGCUCCGCCAUCCCCCUCCCCGCCGCCCUCCUCCCCGCCGCCUCCACGCCGCUCUCCCCCAUCAUGGCGGCCGCACCUGCAGCGGUGGCGGGGCAGCAGGCGCAGAUGGCGUUUGCUCUCGUCAGCUCGGACGGCACGCAGAUCCCUGCCACCGACGCUGAUGUGAUUGUUGCCAGUGUGACAAAAGUGAACGGUGCCGCUGGUACCAGCAGCAGCAACAGCAAAAGCAGCAGCAGCGGUGACAGCGGCGGUGGUGGGGAGGGCAGUGAGUGGGGGGAGGGGCCAUCGGGGGUGGGAGUGGAGGUGGAUGGGGCCUCAGGGCUCAUCGUCCUGCGCUUCACCCCACCCUCUCACGGCGACUACUCCCCCACCCUCUCCCUCAUCCGCGCCCAGCAGACCAUCAAUCUCCAAAACCCUCCACCCUCACCCGCCUCCUCUCCCUCCUCCGCUUCCUCUGCUGCCUCGUCCGCGCCCUCCUCUCCCUCCUCCUCCUCCUCCUCCUCCUCCUCCUCCUCCUCCUCCUCCUCCUCCUCCUCCUCCUCCUCCUCCUCCUCCUCCUCCUCCUCCUCCUCCUCCUCCUCCUCCUCCUCCUCCGUGCUCCUACAAGUAGCGCCAGGCGAGCCCAGUGGGGACGCCUCAGGGCCACUGCUGGUGGCGGCGCAGGAGGUGGCGGUGGGGCAGACGGGGCGCCUCACAGUGUACGUGCGCGACGCCAUGGGCUCCGACCUGCCCGCCGAGCCCCUCCUCUCGCUCUUCUCCGCGUCCUUCUCAGUCGCCUCUAACUUCUCCCAGCAGCAGCUCACCUACCCCGCUACCCUCACCCUCUCUGCCUCCCCCUCCUCGCCCACCUCGCCCUCCAAUUCCUCCUCCCUGGACGUCACAUUCGAUACAGGCACACUCGCAGGGGUGGCGUCUCUCUCGGUGCUUCUCUCAGGCCGGCACAUCCGAGGAAGCCCGUUCCCCUUCACAGUGCUCCCCGGCCCUCUGCACCCGCCUUCCUCGCUGCUAUACGGGCCAGGGGCGCAUGGAGCAGUGCCGAAGUUCCCAGCGUUUCUGCAGCUGCAGCUGAGGGACGCGUGGGGCAACGUGCUGCUGGCAGGGGGCGCAGGGCAGGACGUGCAGGUGGGAGUGGUGCCCGCAGCACAAGGGGCCGCAGCAGCAGCAGCGCUGGUGGGUGCAGGGGGGAACGGAGCGGUGCAGAGGGGUAUGCCGGCGGUGGCAGAGGGUACGGCAGUGAGUGUGGUGGACAGCGGCAACGGCUGCUACUCCAUCUCCUAUCGUGUCACCAAGCCCGGGGCCUAUGCUAUCCUUGUGACUGUGGGCGAUGUGCUUCUGCAGAACGUGACUGUGGCAGCAACCCCAGCAGUGGACGUCAGUGCAGGCAGCGCUGCCGCCCAGCCCACGUGUGUGGUAACCGCAUCGCCCGCCUCCGGCCCCAUGCAGCAGCUGCUCGCGUUCGCGCCACCUCUCGUCCAAUCAGGCGCCGCCAUGUGGCUGCGCAUCGUGGCAGUGGAUGCAGCAGGCAUGGCAGCUGUAUCCGACCCUGCUGUGCUCUCCGCCAAUCUCUCCCUCACACUGCUCUCCACACAGGGGCAAGUGGCUGACAUCACUGCCACACCCGUCGUUCCCUCCUUUGGGGGCAAGCCCAUCCCCGCGCUGUGGCAAGCGCAGGUUACAGUUCCGGUGGCCGGCAGCUUUGUCCUGAUCUGCACGGAGUGCCUGGGGCGGGCGAGCAGCAUGGUGGUGAAGUCAGGCCUGCCGCUGCAGCUGCUGCAGGGGGAUGCAGCUGGGGGGGACAAUGCUUCCUCCUCUGCUGCCCCCUCUGCAGCUCCCUCUGCCCUCUCUGCCAGUGCUGCAUCAGCUGCAGAGCCAAGCAAUGGGUUGGAUGAGAUCACUCUUGCUGCUCACACGCACUUGCACAAGCACAGAGCACCCGCUGUCACUGCCAGUGCUGCCAGCACAGAGGCUGACAGCACUGAGGCAACGGAUGGCUCGUCGGUGUCGGCUCACCAUGCUCUCUUUCCCUCCCUCCCUUCCACCCAAUCCAUUGUCGCCCCGCCAUCUCCAGCAACCUUUUGCAGCAGCAGCAGCAGCAGCGAUGCCUCCUCUGCACUGCAUGGCCGCACCCUGCAGACUGCUGUUGACACUGCCAGUGCCAGCACCAGCAGCAGCAGCAGCAUCAAGGGUGCAGUGGCAGGGGUACAGGACACAAACUACGGGCUCAUAUCCGGCACACAGGGCUCCUUCUCUCUCACCGUCCUCCCCGGCCCCACCACCGCCGCCCGCUGCUCCUUCGCCCUUGCCCCAGCCCCCGCCUUCGGCCGCGUUGUCGUGGUGAGCGGCGCCGUUCGUCUGCCUCUGCACGCCAGCGACAGCAGCGGUAACCAGCAGAGUUACAGCCUCAGCCGCUACCCGCCCUCAGCAGAUGCUUUCUCAGUUGUCGCCUCCCCUGCACCCGCCUGCCAGCCCCCCAAGGGGCAGGCUGUACCUGUUGCAGGGGACGUGGCGUUCGGAAGGCUACAGGCAGGGAGCUUCGAUGCUGAACUCAACUUCACCCGGGCAGGCGAGUAUACAGUGCAGGGUUACCUGGGGGAGGUGGCAUUUGGGGCGAAGGCGGAGAAGUUCAUGGUGCUGCCGGGGGAGGUGGACCCGGGGGAGAGCUAUGUGGACGGGGGGGAUGUGAGGGAGGCGGAGGCGGGCAGUGUGGUGGCUAUGAGGCUGGUGCUGCGCGAUGCGCUGGGCAACACCGCCAUCCCCUACCACCUCCUGCUGCCCAACUCCUCCCUCUCCGCCCAACCCCCUGCCUCUGCCGCUGCUGCCGCCUCCUCCUCCUCGUCUGACCCUGCCUCUACCUCUGCCUCUGCCUCUGCCGCUGCCGCUGCCGCUGCUGCCCCACCAGCGGCAGUGAAGGCUCCAUGCUCCGUGGUGCUGAGGCUGGUGAACCUCACCCACCGCGCCUCCUGGUGGGGGGGGCUGUGGACGCAGGGCGAGGCGGAUGCGGGCGGGGGUGGUGGGGAGAGAGGGGGGAGUGCGGACGGGCAGGAGGAGGCAGGCACUGUGGUGAUGGCGGCUGUGGGGGGUGGGAAGCGAGUGAAGCCGACACAGGAGGGGGGGGAGCAGGUGGAAGAAGCGGGGGGGAUAGAGCCCGAAGGGGUGAAGUGCAUGUGGAGUGCUGCAUGCUUGCUGCCGCUGUGCCAGGCGCUCACUGCCUCCGAAUACGGUAUGCAGCAGGAAGCAUCAGGAGCAGCAGCACGAGGCACAGGCAGCAAGCGAGCAGCAGCAGACGGGGCAGGGGCAGGGGCGGCGGCUGGGUGUGUGUUGGACGUGCAAUUUGAAGCGCGCCAGGCAGGCAACUUCAGUGUGACGGUGCUGCUGGAAGGUUCCAGGAAGAAGCUGGUGUUCCCGGUGCCGCUGCUGCAGGUGGUGCCAGGUGCGCCCUCUGCAGAGCGCAGCACGGUGCAGCUCAACAGCAACUCCGCUGCUGCUGGCUCGCCCCCCAACGUCACGGUGGUGGCCAGAGACGCCCUGGGGAAUGAGAUCCGUGACUUUGACCCCUCCUCGCUGCUCUAUGCCAUCCUUCCCUCCAAUUCGCCCCCGGCUUCCCCCCCCCCUUCACCGCCCCCCUCCCCGUCGCCCUCGCCGUCCCCUUCGCCCCCGUCCUCCCCCGCACCCUCCGCGGCUCCCUCAGCCCCGCCCCCGCCCGCCUCACCUGCCGCCAGCAACAGCACAGCGGGCAACGGCAGCAGCACUGCCUCGACGGCUGAGCCUGUUCCGCCGCGUUCCCUGCAGGAGUCCCAGUCAGGGAGCAGCGGUGAUGGUACCGGGGAUGGCACCGGCGAUGGCAGUGGGGAUGGCAGUGGGGACAGCAGCAGCACCGAGAGCAGCACCAGCAGCAGUGGGAGCAGCGGGGCGGAUGCAAGUGGGAUCAGUGCAGCAGACGCGAGUGCCAUGGUGCCAGCAGCAGCAGGCGGGCAGUCCACCUCUCUCGUGGCGCACCCAGUGCUGCGCGCCCUGGGUCCCGUGCAGGUGCAGGUCUACCUCGCAGGCCAGCCUGUCCCAGGUGCCACCUUCCCCCUCACCGUUCUCCCAGCGCCGCCCGCCGCCGCCCUGUCGUACGCGUUCGGGCCGGGGCUGGAGCGCACAGUGGCAGGUGCGCCCUCGACGUUCACGCUGCAGACACGCACGGCACAGGGGCUGUACCCGGGGCAGACCACGGCCCAAGGGGGGGGCGCGCAGGGCAGGUGGACGCAUCUGGCACAGGGCGGGGAGGGCGACAACAGCAGCAGCAGUGGAAGCACGAGCGGCGGUGGCGGGAGCGCCAGUGCGUGGGGCAGCAGCGCGACGUUCAUGGACAGGGCGGUGGCGGUGGUGGUGACGGUGUUCGCGCGACGCAACGUGACCCGCCAGGCCGAGGUGCGGUCGGUGGUAGCCCUGGGGGGCGGUGCGUACCGCAUCACAUAUACCACGUACGAGCCGCCCCACGGGGGGUUUUACCGCGUGCGAGUGCAGCUGCAUGUGGACGGCAGCGGCGAGGCCCCCGCGGACGUCAUGGACGGGCCCUUCUUCGUGCCCUUCUUCCGCGGCUCCGCUGCUGCUGCCCUCUCCACUGUCAACGCCUCUCUGCACUCGGUGCUCUCCCAGCCGGUGAAUCAGCCGCUGGUGUUGCUGGUGACCACAGCAGAUCAGUUUGGCAACGUGGGUCCGUACAGCCCUCUCAUGGACACCCUCCCUCUCGUCUUCACCGCCACUCCUGCCCGCUCCUCGUCCUCCUCGCCCCCGGCUUCGAAUGCUCCUCCUGCUGCCCCGCCCAGCACGGCUCUGCGCGACCUGUACAACGGGUCGUGUGUGGCGGUGUUCUCUGCCGCCCAGCCCGGGCGGUACCAGCUGUCCAUCAAGAUCGCGGGGUACUUUGUGGGCGGCGCCAACGGGCCCAUUGAGGUCGAUGUCACUGACGCUGCUGCCAACGCCACUGCCCAACCAGCAGCAUUAACUGCAGUGGCAACAGCAGCAGCAGCAGCAGCUGUGGCAGAUGCAGCACCAGUAGCAGCGGCAGCAGCACCAACAGCACCGGCACCAUCAGCAGCCAGUGAUUCUGACGAGGACAACACAGCAGCCCCAGCAGCAGCAGCAGCAGCAGCAGCAGCAGCAGCAGCGCUGCCGCGGAAUCUACCCGGGGUGGACGCGUUGCUACGAGAAGCAGAGAGCAGUGCAGCAGCAGCAGGCACAGACGCCUGGCAGGUGACCGCCUCCCAGUGGCGCGUCAAAGGUCUCGCAGGCGGCGGCUCCUCCCUCUUCGCCCUCACCCCCACCGACUUCCUCCUUGUCCCCGACGCCAACUCCGACGGCCUCAGUGACGCCCGCGCCGCCUCCAAAUCCCCUCGCUCCGCCCCCCUCUCCUGGGACGUGCUUGUCCAGCCAGUCCUCCCCCCCCCCUCCCCCUCCACCCCGGAUCCCUCCCGCCCCGCCUCGCGCCCGUCCACAGUGCAGCCUCUGUACGAUGGCACCUGCCUCAUCACCUUCACCCCUCCGGGCCCCGGCCCGUUCCUGCUCUCCAUCCGCCUCUUCUCCGAGCACGUGCCCGGCUCGCCCUUCCUCCUCUCCUCUGUCCCCGGCCCUGUAGCGCCGGAGCGCUGCGAUGUGUGGGGGUCGGGGCUGGGGCCGACCGUGACAGCAGGGGAGGUGGUGGUAGUGAAGGUGCGGGCGAGGGACCAGCAGGGGGUGGUGCGGAGGGUGCGGGGGGACCUGUUCACGCUGCAGAUCUUUGGAGGGGGCGGGGGGGGCGGAGGGGGAGGGGGGGACGCAGGGCUCUACUCCAGCUCGCUGCUGCAGCCGGCGGCCACAGGAGGCGCGCAGGAGCAGGGGGUGUACGAGGGGGGGUAUACAGCCAUGCAGGCAGGGCGGGUGGCGGUGUGGGUGGUGUUUCACAACACUAUUGUUGCCACUGCUGCUGUCACUGUCCUGCCCGGCCCGCCUGCUGCUAACACGUCUGCGGUGCUGGUGCCGGCAGGAGGGGUGAGGGUGCGGGCGGGGGGAAGAGCCGAAGUGCUGGUGGCGCUGCGAGACGGGCUUGGGAACGUGGCUUCCUUUGAUCCCACUGCUGCCGCCAACACCGCCGCCAACACCGCUGCUGCUUCCUCGCAGCUCUCUGUGAAACUCCUCUCCUCGCCUCUCCCCGCCUCCUCCCCUGCCCCCACCUUCGCAGCCACGACCAUCAACCCAUCCCUCAUCGCCCUUUCCGCCCCGCUCACCAUCGCCGGCUCGUACCAGCUGCAAGUGCUGCUCAACGGCUCGCCCCUCCCCUCCCCGCCUCUCGCCCUCCAAGUCGUCCCAGCCGCCCCGGCCGCCUUCUCCCUCUCUGGGUUUCCACCUGGUGCUUCCUUCCCCGUGGCCCGCCCAGUGGUUGUCCACGUGGCGCUGCGUGAUUGGUUUGGGAACGUGGUGGGGCACGGGGCGGGGGAGGAGGGGCGGGUGGGCGGGUUGGUGACGGUGUCGCAUGUGGAUGAGGCGACGGGAGGGGUGGUGGGGGAGACGUAUAUGCUGAACGUGACAGCAGUGAAUGUGACUGCAGCGGAGAUGAGUGGGACGGAAUGGGAGGGCACUGUAGCAACCACUGCCUCUGCUGCGGACUCCACUACCACCACAGCUGCCACAGCGGGCCGCAACAGCAAGCCAGCCGCCACACCCGCCCCUUCUCCCUCUCCCGCCUCCCCUUCCUCCUCCCCCGCCUCCGCCGCCCCAAUCCCUGCGUGGCAGCUUUCCUUCACACCACAGACCCCCGGGCAAGCCUCUCUCCAGCUCAUGGUGGGUCCCCCCAACGCCGCCCUGCCCCUCUCCGACCCGGCCUCCUCCCUCCCCCUGCAGGCCACCAUCCUCCCGCGCCCCGUCAGCCUCGCACACUCCACUCUGUACGGCGCAGGGGUGCAGCAGGGAGGGGGGGUGCGGGCGGGCACAGUGGUGGAGAUGGGCAUGUGUGUGAGGGACGCGCAGGGCUUCCCUCUCCUAACUCACUCCGCCAAGCUGCUCAAAGUCUCGGUGACUCUCGCCUUUGUUGCUCUCCCUGCGCCCACGCCCGGCGCCUUCCUGCCCGUGCCUCCAGCCUCGGCCGUGCCUCGCGCCCGAAUGGGGUACGGCGGGGGGUGCAUCUUCCGAGGCUCGUUCAAUCCCCCCAAUAACACAGCCACGGGAGCGCCAUCGGCAGCGGCAGCGGCAGCAGCAGCUCCGUACGGGCUGUCAGUAUCGGUGCUUGUCAACAGCCGCCCGGUCCGAUUCCAGUCCACCAACAUCACUGUUCACCCCGCCCUGCCGCCCAACGCGCCACUCCCGGCCAAUCUCACGGUGACAGCUGUCACGGCGGACGGGGUCCCCAUUCCGAACGGCUACCAGCUCCGUGGCGGCGCGGCUGGUUCGGAAACCAAGUUCGGCGUGCGGUUCACCGAUGGUAGCGGCAUGGCAGUGCUGGUUGAGGAUGACUCUGCCCUGGUGCUCAAACUCACACCCUCUUUUGAUGCCCUCGACCCCGACCCCACUCUCCUCUUCGGCCCUGCUGCUGCUGCUGUUGCUGCUGCAGGCGCGCAGGCGGGUGGGGCGGAGGGGGGCAAGGACCGUGUGAGUGUGAGUGUGAGCAAGGGAGGGUACGUGACGGUGACGGUGGUGGCGGCAGCGGCGCAUGUGGCGUGGCGCAACGUGCAUUACUCCACGCCGGACGGCUCGUCUGCUGGCUGGUUCCAGCUGCUGCUCGCGCCAGGGCCGGCUGUGGCAGUGAGGGUGGACGCGGCAGCGCUGCAGGCGUGUGGGAGGGGGGCGUGCAUGGUAGGGCGGCGCACAGCCUUCAGCAUGGCGGUGCUGGACGCCUCUGGUGCCCCGCGCACCUUCAACCGCCUCACCGGGGAGGGUGACUCGCUCACUGUGCUGCUCACCCGCCCUGCCAGCAAACAGCCUGUCUUUACUUCCGCUGCCACUGUCAACUCCAAGGGGAACUAUCUGGGAAGCUUCCUGCUGUACGAGCCAGGCAACUUCACGCUCUCAGUGCUUCUGAACAACCAGACGGCCUUCAGCACCCCCAUCCACAUCCUGCCAGGCCCCUUCUCCCCCUCGCUAUCGCGCCUGCACGACCUGUCAGCCACAGCGGUGGCGGGCCAGCCCUACAGCUUCAACGUCACGCUCACCGACGCCUUCUCCAACCCCUACCUGCUGCUGGGCCUGCCCCUCCUGCUGCACACGCGCUCGCCCUCCUCAGAGGCCCACCACGGGGUGCUACUCUCCUCGCCCUCCGCGCCCACCGUCACCGCCACCAUCACUGUCUUUGAGUCGGGUCCGGCUCACCUCUCCGUUACCCACCUGCCCUCGGGGGCGCACCUCUGGGGGUCGCCCUUUUCUUUUACUGUGCUGCCCGGCCCGGUUUCUCCUGCUGCGUGCUCGCUGCUGGGCCUGGUGAACGGUACGCUGGUGGGCAGCAAUCAAACUUUUCUGGUGGUUGCCCGGGAUUUGUAUACGAACCCAAUAGAGUACCCCACAGCAGGCGAGUCAGGGCUGACCUUGAAUGUCACAUUCGUCCCUGCCCCAUCCUCCUCUUCCUCCUCUGCUGCUGCCAGUGGCAGCAGCGCAACAACAGCAAGGGAAGCAGCAACAGCAUCAGCAAUGCAGCCCACACAGAUUGACUCAUCUCUCAAGAAUCCCAGUCUGCCAGCUGGCGGCCUCGUUUUCACCUUCCCCACGGCAGCAGCAGGGACGUACACAGUGUCAACCAAAGUGGGCCCUACCCACGUCAUGGGCAGCCCUGCUGACGUGGUAGUGUUACCGCCUGCUCCGUCAGCUAGUGUGCUGGCUUCCUUCGACUGCUCCCAGCGCGCCCUCUCUGUUGCCUUCUCUCCCACUCCCACCCUCUCCUCGCCCUCCACUGCUAGCGCUGGAGCACCACCAGCAGGAGGGGCAGCAGGAGGGGCAGCAGGGGAUGCAGCAGGGGGGGCAGGAGGGGGGAUGGGGGGAGGAGGAGUGGGGCAGCAGGAGUGCGCGGAGCUGCUGGAUGGGGAGAGCCUGGCGCGGGUGGGCAGUGGCGCGCAGUGCGUGUGGCAGGACUCGUCCCGCCUGCUGGUCUACCUGGGCUUCAACUCCUCCCUGCGCCCCUUCACCUCCCUCACCGCCGCCACCGCCCCCAACGCCACCCUCUCCUUCCUCCCAACCCUCUCCCCCUCCUCCUCCUCCCCUUCCUCCUCCCCUGCCUCCUCCUCCUCCGCCCUCGCCGUGGGCGUCGGCCCGCCAGGCGGCGCAUCAGGUGCGCGAACCCCGCAGGAGGUGCAGGAAGCGGUGCAGGCGGGGGCGGUGGUGGUGGCGGCACUGGACGCGCCGGGCACGGUGGGGCUGUGCGACGCGCUGGUGCUGGACGCGUCGGGGUCGCGGUCGCUGUACGGGGCGGCGCUGGCCUUCUCCUGGCGCGUGUUCUCCGAUGCCGAGUCGCUCUCGCUGGACCUCCUCGUGUCGUCGCAGGGCGCUGACGCCACCACACUCACCAUCCCGCCCAAAACGUUGACUCCUGGAGCGGCAUACGAGUUCGCAGUAUUCGUGACGGACCCCAACGGCAGGGCAGCCAACGCAUCACUGCUCGUCACCCAGUCCGCCACAGCCGCCCCCCUGCUGCGCAUCCUCGCCCCCGCCUCCCCCUCCGCCCUGCGCCUGCUCUCCGCCCGGCCCGGCGACUCCCUCACCAUCUCCUCCCUCGCCUCCCUGCCCGACUCCUCCUGCCUCCCGCCCUCCCCCUCCUCCUCCACUGCCUCUCCUACCCCACCAGCAGCAUCGGCAACAGCAACAGCAGCCGCAGUGAUACCAGCAUCGGCAGCGGUCUCAGCAGCAGCAGCAGCAGCAGCAGCGUCCCCUCUCCCCACGCCAACAGCCACAGCCCCCCCUGCCCUGCUCGCCCUCUCCAACGCGCCCCCCGCCCUCACCUUCGCCUGGUCGCUCAUUGCCGGCCCGCCUCUCAACUUCUCCCUGCCCGCCCUCGCCCGCUCGCGCCACUCCCCCGCCCUCACCAUCCCCCCAGGCACCCUCCAGCCGGGCGCAACCUAUGUCCUAUCACUGGAGGCCACGUCAGCAGCAGAUCCAGCCGUAAAAGCAACUGACAGAGUGGCAGUGAGGGUGAGCGCGUCGCCUCUGAGAGUGGCCAUAUCGGGCGGAGACAGGGUGGUGUCGGUGGGGGAGCAGCUGCUGCUGCAGGCGGUGGUGGUGGAUGCAGACGAGGCGAGGGACAGUGGGGGGAAGCCGCUGCCCAUUCAGUACACGUGGGGCUGUGAGCUGCUCUCAGAAGACCAGGCUCGCCUUCCUCCCACGGCUCAAGCUCAAGCCUUGUCCACGCCUACCAGCACCACCAGCACCAGCAGCAGCAGCAGCAGCAGCAGUGCGGCGGGCGGUAGUGCGGGUGCGGCAGCCUGUUUCCCCAGCGCCACAGCCGUGCUAGCCCAGAGCACCUCGUCUCUCACCGUCCCCGCCAACGCCCUCCCCCCUGGCUCCUACCGCUUCUCCCUCCUCGUCUCCCGCAACCCCCUCUCCCUCCCGGGCACCUCCCCCGCUGCGCUGGCCCGUGAGAGCGUGCCAGCUGUCGCUGUGGUAACCGCAGUGGACCGGGCCGUUCCGGCCGCUGCGGUUGGCGUGGCGGCGGCCUGGGGGCGGGCGGCAGGGGCGAUGGCGGAGUGGGCUCCAGGGGUGCAGCAGGGCAACACUGGUGGUGAUGGCGGUACAGGUGGUGCUGGCAGCAUGGGUGGCUCUGGUAGCCCGGCUGCUGCUGGUCCUACGGACAGCAGCAGCAGCAAUGGCACUGGCUCAGGUGGUGAUGGCAGCACUGGCGGUGCUGGUUCUACAAGCAGCAGUGACAGCACUGGGUCUGGUUCUAAUAGUUCUGGUACCACUGGUGGUGAUGGCAGCACAACUGGUGCUGGGAACACGAGUGGUGUUGGCUCUACAGGCUCCAGCGGCAGCAGCGCAAAUAGCGGUGACAGUGCAGCAGUAGCAGCAUCAGCAGCAUCAGCAGCAUCAGCAGCAGCAGCAGCAGCAUCAGCAGCAUCAGCAGCAUCAGCAGCAUCAGCAGCAUCAGCGGCAGCAGAGAGGAGCAGCAGGGGAGUGCAGGCGGGGAUCGCAAUAGACGGGGCAAAGGCGGUGGAGCUGCAGUGUGUGGUGGACGCCAUGCCCUAUGCCUAUGCGUGGAAGCAGGUUCUCUCCGAUGGCACUCUCCUCGACCUCAAUG
Closterium sp. NIES-65 is the source of this 12562-nucleotide messenger RNA. NCBI's taxonomy places the organism in Eukaryota, Viridiplantae, Streptophyta, Zygnematophyceae, Desmidiales, Closteriaceae. The record is from the annotation of a GenBank genome assembly.